Messenger RNA from Colletotrichum graminicola M1.001, 1824 nucleotides. RefSeq lists its product as uncharacterized. The record is from RefSeq and is a predicted model, not a curated record. Bases 1 to 1824 code for a protein of 607 amino acids. Lineage: Eukaryota; Fungi; Ascomycota; Sordariomycetes; Glomerellales; Glomerellaceae. The transcript is spliced from 5 exons.
AUGUCUCUCGAACAGGUUCGAAAUGUCGUUCUGCUGUUCAGUAAUCCUGUCUGGUCAGGUGCAAACACCAUCCCAUCGACUCUCAUCAAAAACAUCACUUCUCUCUCGACUUCCCUAGCCUACCAAGAUACCAUCUCAGGAAAUCUCACCACACUGAGCUCUAUAAACUCCGAAACACAGGAUGGGGUUAUUAAAGGUCUGCUCUACGUACCAGACCUCAGUACCAGCGACCCAUGUUACGAACAGCAGUACGACAUCAUUCCCCGCAAUGCCACCACCCAGGCGAGCCUGCCUCCCACCAACUACAACUUGAUUGCUCUUGCGCCAUGGUUCAACGCCUCUUGUACCAAAGCCUACCUUGCAUCCGCCCGCCUCGAUCCCAUCCGCGCUUUCGUCUUCUACCGGCCCGACAAUUCAACGGGGGAGCCACAAGAUGCCGAAUCGUCCUUAUGGGAUCUCGAAGAUGGUGGUGCCUGGCGCUACCAGAACCGUUAUCCUAUAUUCGCCAUACCCGGCGCCGAAGGCCAAAAAAUGAUGCACCAACUCAGUCUCUACUCUGGCAACAUAUCCCGAAUCCCUCACGGAGACCAGAUAGCGCAAAUAUACGACCCCCAUGACGACGACUAUGUUCGUAUAUGGACCGAGCUGACGGUAAAGGACCGUGGCAGUGUCCCUGCAAUGUGGACCUGGAUUCUUACAGUUGUCGGCGUUGUGUUGUUCAUCAUUGCCUGUCUGUCGCUCACAAUGCACCUAGUGCAGCGGAGACGCAGAAUAUCACUACGUAGGAGGGUUUUAAGUGGCGAAGUCGACCUAGAAGCGAUGGGCAUCAAACGCGUCACAGUACCAGUCACUCAUGUCAAGGGCUUUCCAUUAUUCACGUACAGUUUUCAGCCGGAUAUGAUUAGCACACCCUCUACGAUGAGGCCCUCGAAAUCGACUAGGUCACCGCGAAGCAUGCGGGCCGAUCAACGCACCAUAUCCGAGUCCACCACAAGCAGAUCCAGAGCGAGGAGAGGCAGUCAGAACAGCGCGACAAGUGCCGUCGCAACGAACUAUCAACCGCAAUGCCAUAUCUGCCUGGAGUAUUAUGUGGACCGAGAAUCAGUCAUUCGAGAGUUACCCUGCGGCCACAUAUUCCAUCCCGAAUGUAUCGACGAAUUCCUCGGCCUGAACAGUUCGCUAUGCCCGAUUUGCAAGAGGAAUAUGCUACCGCGUAAUUACUGUCCAAAAAUCUCCAACGGCAUGGUACGCCGUGAGCGGGCGAUUCGGCGUUUGAGGGAAAGGGUAGUGUUCGACGAGUCAGACGAUGAGGAAGCGGAGGUGAAGAGCAAAAACUGGGGCAAGCGGCUAUUCGGCACGGACAAAACGGCAUCGUCACCGACAGAAACACCAAUGACAUCCGUCAUCCCCUCGAAGCCUCCAAAGGCAGGUCAAGAUGCAGCCAACACUAGAACCCCUUCGGGCUUGGAGGCUGUAUCCUUGUCACGAACGCUUGAGCCUACUCAGGAGGAGCAAGAGGAUUUGGAACAGCCCUCAAGUCGAUCCGAUGGUCGAGAAGAACCACCGCAACCGCCGCCUCUGCCAGCUGCGAUAGCUCAACACUCUCACCGACACAAGCGCCUUAAAAUAGGCGGGCUGCGGCUUCGUGCUCCUUCGCAGGAUGACUCGAAACAAGCUCACCACCGACCAGAAGGGCGCAAGAGCCCCUCGGCGUUAGCACGGGCGCGGAUGAGAGCGCUCGCAGGCUCCCCUUUCGACGACCCAGAUGGACGCUCACCAGCAUGGAAACACUACGUCGUAAAGGUCUUCCCAGGCUUUUCGUGA